This is a messenger RNA of Serpula lacrymans var. lacrymans S7.9, 1181 nucleotides long. RefSeq lists its product as uncharacterized. Bases 52 to 1008 code for a protein of 318 amino acids. The record is from RefSeq and is a predicted model, not a curated record. The transcript has 10 exons. Lineage: Eukaryota; Fungi; Basidiomycota; Agaricomycetes; Boletales; Serpulaceae.
UAGGCCCUCAUUCCACGACUGCGCCAUGCAGUCGCACUUGAACAUGCCAACAUGGACGCAGAAAUCAUACUACCAUCCCUAGGGCGAAUGUCUCUUACGUCUACAUGGCUCGAGUCUCUACUUUUCGGAAUCAAUUGCAUCCUCUUCGGAGCCUGUAUCCAUAUCUUGACAGACAGACAUCGACAGCCUCAUUGGAUUCUAUAUGUUUCAUGCGCCUUUCAUAUGUCUAUAUCAACAGCACACGCCAUCUUAGCUUUUAUCCAAUUGUUGGAUGCAUUCACCGGGCAUGCAUAUGCGUCUAUUCCGCACGGUGCUGACAUUUAUUUUGCCACACCGAAUGCAUUAUUUAUCAUAAACUUGACUAUGUAUGUUGCAAACGUAUUUGCGCAAGACUUACUACUGAUCUGGAGGUUAUACAUUGUCUGGGGUCAUAAUAGGAAAUUACUCUUUCUUUCGCUGUUUGUAGAAGCUGCCCAUAUCGCGUGUGCGAUCGUUUCCGUAGUGCUCAUCGCUCCGUCAAAUGGCCUGCUUUUCUCAUCAAAAGUCCAAGCAUUCGGAAAGGCAAGCUGGACACUCGAUCUAUUCCUGAACACGACUGUCACGUGUGGGAUCGCAUAUCCGUUGUGGAGAGCUAGCAUACGAACCGCCCCUAUAUCCAACCACAGCUACCAAGCAACGAUGUACACCGUCAUCGAGUCAGGCGCACUUAUAGCUAGCUGUACUGUGAUCAUGUUCGCGCUUGACGUGGCAGGAAGUCCCGCUGGAUUCGCCGCUGUCAACGUAGCGGUCCAAGUGGCGACGACGACGCCGCUACUUAUCAUUGUCCGCCUCGGUCUCGGUCUUACUCACGGAAAAAGUUCAUCGAAUGAAAAUGCAAUGGAUGAUGAAAAGGACGGAUCAUUACGCUUCGCUCGUCCAGUCCAGGUCAACGUCACUCACACUCAAACGGAGGAAAUUGCUAGUGCUCUCCCUAGGAGUUCUUUGGACUCGGUUGAAAGUGAUAAUUAGUUAUACAGCCUGAGCAUAUGCAGAUCAUAUCGUUUUUCUCGGUGCCAUGUGUCUAGCAAUACAGAGAGAAUCAAAGGACUCUUUUGGCCUGGCAUAUUAUACAUGUUUAUUAGCUGUGUAACAAUAUCACGCUUCUUAGUGAAUCAGCGCUGUUCUUGAACAGGAUGAAACCU